This is a messenger RNA of Anolis carolinensis (green anole), 2477 nucleotides long. RefSeq lists its product as uncharacterized. The transcript is spliced from 2 exons. Gene Ontology annotation, molecular function: zinc ion binding; nucleic acid binding. The coding region runs from base 419 to 2155 and encodes 578 amino acids. The record is from RefSeq and is a predicted model, not a curated record. Lineage: Eukaryota; Metazoa; Chordata; Lepidosauria; Squamata; Anolidae.
UGCAGCCAGAUCCCAGGGCUGAAUUUCCAAGCCCUGAAUCUGGCUUCAUAACAUAAACAUGCGAGCACCUGGCGGGAGAAGAUAAAAUGAGCCUGGGAACUCAGGGGUGAAAGUAUAAACAAUUAUAAUUGCUGUAGUGUGGGGGGGAUAGAAACCUUGGUGGAAAUGUGAUCCAGAAGGUGGGGUUUGAUGAUGAUAUUUGCGUGUGAUAUUACGUUGCAUCAGAAGUGAUAAAAUUAGAUGUAUGUAAACAUUAGGUCAUUCUCGACUUUUCCAAAGUCAUGUAUUCUUCAAUAAAGAUUGUGUUUGAGAGCAGCUGUCUUUGAUCUGCGUUCAGACUGGUCCUUUGAAGUAAGCCUGACAUUAAAGUCGAGAAUCCCAUUUCUCACCCUCCUGCGGAAUUCGCAGUGAAGUGAUAAUGAGCGAGGAAGAAGAUCAAAGCCCAAAUGAGGCAGAGAGGCCUUUGCAAGGGGCCCGGCCGAAGAGAGAAGAGACGCUGCAAGCCAUAGCUUCCUCUACGGGGUACCCCAAGCCGAACGGCGUGACCCAGAGAAUUCCCAGGCUCGGAAGAGGCGUCUCUGCAGCUGCAGAAACCAGUUGGGGAUCUGGAGGAAGUAUGCCGGAGACCGUGGCCCUGCGGUUAUCCAUCCUGGAAACUAAUUUAUCCAGGCUGUCGGAAACCGUGGGGAGAUUGGUGCCAUUAUUGGAAGAGAAUCUCCAGAAGGAGGCCAGCCGAUAUGGCGCCGAGAGAGAACCAAGCAAAGAAGGAGAUUGGAGCCAGAGGGGCCAGCGGGCGUCAACGCAGAGCCCCGUGGCGGCAAGGGACGAGGGAGAUGAGGAAUACUGGCAGGAGCUGCAGUUCCGGGACAGCAUGGCGCGAGAAGUGGAGCGUCAGCGAGCCCUGGGGACCCUGAGGCCGCCGUCUCCAACAGAGCUCCCAACCCCCCGAAUGGGCGUCGGGGUGGAAAGGCCACUGGGGCCAGGGAUCGGGUCCAGUGGAUUCGCAGACGAAGGCGGAGAGGAGCGGGGGGUCCAGGAAGAGGAGGAGGAUGUGCCGUACGACGAGGAAAGGCGAGAUGAGGGGGCUACAGCUAGGCCAGUAUGCGGAUGGGCGGAAGAGCCAACAGCGGCGGCAGACUUCCAGGAGCCGCGCAGAAUGACCACCGGAGUGGGGCGCGGCGUGUUCCAAGGAGCCACCCGAGGAAACCUGAUGCAACCCUUCCCCAUGCCGCCCAGACAAUAUCAAAGGGCUGCAGAAUGGAUGCCUAGAAGGGAAGAUCUCAAGCUGGAAUACGGAGGGGAAUCAGAGGAACUGAACUUUUUUCUAAUUAGCAUUAGAGGAUACAUGGAAGACAACGCACACACAUUUCCCUCCGAAGCAAGCAGGGUUCGAGCCAUCGGCAACACACUAAAGCGAGGAGCAGCCAGCUGGUAUGUGCAAUUGCAUGCCAGACGCGACCCAUGCCUGAGGUCAGUGCCCCGCUUCCUCGCCGCACUGGAGAACCGGUUCAGAGACCGGCUAGAGCAAUUGAGGGCUCGAGACCAGCUGAAAGGAAUAAAACAGAGGGACAAAACGGUGCCCGAGUACGCAGAGGAAUUCCUCCACCUCGCGGAAAGGGUACCGGAGUGGUCUGAAGUAACCAAAGUGGAACUAUUUAAAGAGGGACUACGCCCCGAGAUUUUCAGCUGGGCAGCGCACAGAGACGACCCCGAGACGCUCCAGGGAUGGAUUCAACUAGCGGGGCGCGUCGAAUCUACCCUGGCACAAGUAAAGCGCUUCAGGAGCAGCAGCGGCCAGCAAAGACCGGUGGCGAGAGGUCGAGGAGAAACGAGGAAGCAAGAAAGACCCGGAGGGAGGCCGGGGAUUCCCUCCAGAGGAGACGACAACAAACCUAAACCGGGAUGCUUUGUAUGUGGGAAGACGGGCCACCGAGCAGCGGAAUGCUGGGCCCGGAAGGGGGAGCCGCCAAAAGCCCCAAAGCCCAAGCCAGCAACCGGGAGGCGUGCGGAGGAGGAGGUGCAGGCCCCAGAAUCUUCGGAAAGAUUGGACUAUGGUGAAAGAAGAACCGAAGAGGAGGACGAAGAAAACGGGAGCGCCAUGUCAUGCAGCCAGAUCCCAGGGCUGAAUUUCCAAGCCCUGAAUCUGGCUUCAUAACAUAAACAUGCGAGCACCUGGCGGGAGAAGAUAAAAUGAGCCUGGGAACUCAGGGGUGAAAGUAUAAACAAUUAUAAUUGCUGUAGUGUGGGGGGGAUAGAAACCUUGGUGGAAAUGUGAUCCAGAAGGUGGGGUUUGAUGAUGAUAUUUGCGUGUGAUAUUACGUUGCAUCAGAAGUGAUAAAAUUAGAUGUAUGUAAACAUUAGGUCAUUCUCGACUUUUCCAAAGUCAUGUAUUCUUCAAUAAAGAUUGUGUUUGAGAGCAGCUGUCUUUGAUCUGCGUUCAGACUGGUCCUUUGAAGUAAGCCUGACACCCUUGCAUU